Molecule: messenger RNA, 1026 nt
Organism: Nannospalax galili (Upper Galilee mountains blind mole rat)
Lineage: Eukaryota; Metazoa; Chordata; Mammalia; Rodentia; Spalacidae
Gene: CUNH10orf120
Product: chromosome unknown C10orf120 homolog
Exons: 3
Coding region: 1-1026 (341 amino acids)
Source: RefSeq, a predicted model, not a curated record
AUGAUUAGAGAAUGGGAAAAUUGUUAUCAGAGGAUGCGCACACAGAAGCCUGGACAUCCAAGGGCUCAGGAAGGGACCGCUGCCAAAGGAGAGCUAAAUAGCAGAAUUUCACCCAGGAUUCUCAGUGCCAGCCAUCCCUGGAUAGCUCAAAAUUUCCCACGUUGCAAAGAGGACCUCUGCCCUGCAACACCACUGGGGGUAUGGACCACAUUCUACAAAUCAGACCCACGUAUUGCCCUUGGAAAAUACUCCCCAAUGGAAAAAGAAAUCCUACGUCUAGGUGGCAUUCACACCAUAGCAACACGAAGGUUCUUGGCUGUCAAACACGACAAAGAAGGGAAAAUGCUGAGGGAGCUACGGUCACGGUCUCCAGACUACGAAAAGGCAACCAAAUAUAAAAGAGGGCCCUUUUUCCCUUGUGCUGCAUACCAACCCCCAGAAAAAAUGUGGACAGCAAAGGUGGUCGUGCCUGCAGAGGAGUUUAAAGUGCCCCAGCGAGAGAUGAUCGACAUCAGCAAACACGUACAAAGGAUGCGGCUAGCCAGAGCCCUGAGAAAUAAGCAGUGUUUUCCAUGCACCCAAAGGCUCAGGAAUGCCCAGAUGGUGUCUGGAGCAGACCUGAAUCCCUUGGAAACAGACAAGACCAGUGAAGAGCAGGACAAGGGUGACAGUGAUAACUUUGACCAAGCCAGUCAGGAGGAGGAACAGGAGGCAGAGCACAAAACCACAAAGGCACGAGAAAUCAUAAUGAAUGUGGUUUUCAAGUCAGAAGAACUCAAGCCGUGUGUAGUAUGCCAUCGAAAUGAUCGUAAAACGUUCCUUCCCGUAAAGCGGGAACGAUGCAUCACAGGCCUAACGAACAGAAAUCUCUUCUCCAUAGCUGACUUUCCUGGAGACCUGAUGCUCAUGCAGCAGGAUUUUAAAUCGCGGGGAAUCCACCCCAAUGACGCUAUUCAGACCUACUGGGCACAGGAAGAGGACGCCUGCAGAGAACAACCACACAGGGCUUCUCGCUGUCUGUACUAA